Messenger RNA from Dreissena polymorpha, 6928 nucleotides. RefSeq lists its product as uncharacterized. The coding region runs from base 72 to 4586 and encodes 1504 amino acids. The transcript is spliced from 4 exons. The record is from RefSeq and is a predicted model, not a curated record. NCBI's taxonomy places the organism in Eukaryota, Metazoa, Mollusca, Bivalvia, Myida, Dreissenidae.
UUGAAGCGGAGAAAGUCUACAGCAUCGGGUACCGCACAGCAUCUAACAUAAGUUUUCAGCGGAGUGGCAGCAUGCAAAACACAUUCGACGGACAGGAUGCCUACAUCUCGUAUCUUAUGCAUGAAAUAGUGAAAAACACCGAAUCACCGCUGUCAGAGGCUGAUCAGAAAUCCACUCAACCUGCAGGCAAGGAAGAAGUCACAGUAAAAACAGAAUGUCCUGUCCCAGAAUUCAUUCAAAUUGAUGUCAACCCAAAAUUUCAAUACCACUUUGAGGAUAGCGAUCGUUUUUCUGUUCAAAGGAGAAAUGUUUCCUCUAUAAGCACUGACCCAGGUGGUGAUGAUUUUUCUUUGGACUACAGCUUUUUUGCAACUGGACAAAGUGGCGCUUUCAGUUUAGAUAAUUCUGUGACAUGCACUGAGGAAAGCAGUCUUCAAAACUGUCAUCAAUUUCAACCUUCACUGGUGACUAAUACAUGGAAUUUAAAGACCGGUUUGUUUAUUAAUGCUGGAAAUUGCUCACAAGAAGCUGCAAAUGUAAGGAAAAGAGAACUAAAAAAAUCAAGGAAAAGAAAAUCUGAAAACAGCAAACAAUGCACACAAAUUGUAAAUGAUACUGAAUUAAAGCAAAUUGUUGAAAAUAAUAAGAAAACAUUUUUGUCAAACAAUUUUUAUUUCAAAGAAUUUAUGAAAAUGCCCAAACAGGACAAAACUGUGGAAAGUGGUUGUAUAGUUGAGCCUUUGAAAACAGUGAGAAUAGAAAUCAGAGACGAAGUUUCAUCAGCUGAGUGUGUCAAAAUUGAGGUACAUCCGAAAAAUAAUGAUACAUGUAGUAAUGAUACAUGUAGUAUUGAAGAUAUGAUGACAAACAAGAAUGUAAGAAGCAAUUAUGAAAGUUCAACUGAAAUAGGUACAAUAGACAUUGCUGUUAAAGGGAAUGAUAAGGAACAUUUAUGUUCCACAAGUGGUUCCAAAUCACUUACUGGAACUUGCUCAGACAUUGGUAUCAAAAGCGACCUCAUAAAAGAAAGCCCUAAUCAGGAGUCAUGUUUAUGUGUGCACUGUGCAGAAUUGCUGACAUGUCCGACAGAUCUAGAGCAGCACAUCAGAGACAAACACAAUCUCAAAAACAUAGAGACACCUGAUACUGCAACUACAAAACACAGAGAAGAGGUUGCAUACUACCUUGCUAGUGUUGAACUUGACAAAAAGCUGUUGAAACAGAGAAAGGAGGCCAAAGAAGUUGAGAAUGCAGCUGAAGGUGUCAUUGAUGAGAGCAGCCAACAUCACAUGGGGUCAUUAGAAGAUAAGCAGAAACAGGCAGAGUACAUGUUAAAGCAGAAGGAAGAACAGUUGAAGGCUGUGAGAGAGAGGAAGAAAUUUACAGGCUGGCCAACAAAUUUAAAGGCAGGAAUGAUGAAGUCUGGCAGAAUCAGUAGGACCUGCGUCUCGAAACAGAAACAAGCAGUAUCCAAAUCUUUACCUAGAUCUGUCAGAGGAGGUUGUAGAGGUGCCAUUGUCAAUAGUGCUUCCAGUGCAAACCACUCUUAUGUUGAAUCCAGAGAAGUAUUUGAUAAUAAAGAAUGUGAGAAAAAUGCAGAUCGUUCAUCUGGCAAGUUUGUUGAUGAUGUUAAUGUCCAAGAAACCAGUCUGAAUGCCAUGAAGAAGGCAGUUAUUUGUUUAGAAAGAAUUUCAACACAUUUUGAUGAUGUUACAACUGAGGUAACUCAAAUGGAAUCAGUGAAGAUAUAUAAAUCAGGCUCAAAGGCUAGUAAAAACAAUGAUAGACAAAAUUUAAAUGAUGAAGGUUUUUUGGCGGAUAAAAAAAAAGAAAGUGAGACAGAACAGUUUAUUGAGGAGGCGGACACAAAUAGUACACGUCAGUCCAGGGCGAAAAACAAUUUGUUAAAUCCGAGUAAAGGAAAACAAAAGCGAGUGAUAUCACCUCGAUCUCAGAAGGAUGAACUUCUUAUGAAACAGUUUGGAAUUAUUCCAAGCAAGGUUUUCUUAGACAAAGUGAGUGCUGUACUUAAAAGCACAUGUAGUGGUACAAAUGCGGACUCGGGUGGAGACACAAAAUGUGCAGAAAAAGCUGUAAAUAAUACACAAAAUAAAACUAGAACUGGUCAAGUGCCACUGUCUGUAUCAGACUCUGGUAUAAAUGUGGACUUUAGUGACAGUGGCUCUGAAGAUAAAGAAACUGCUUUGAUUGAUUUUGAUACAAUGUUGGUUUCAGGUACUGGGCAUACAGAGGGUGGAGUUCCUGUUAAGAAGUUAAAAAUGGAUGAAACAACUAUUAACAUCAAUGUUAAAGCUCAAACAAGUGCAUGUAUAUCAAAGAGUAAAAGGUCUCCUACACGUGUUCUUCAAACCAUGGAUGGCAUCAAUAUGCGACAUAAAAACAAAAAUGAAAAUAAUAACUCAAAGCAAACGGAAAAGUUUUUCGAUAAGAAUAUGUCAGUAUCAGUUUCACCUAAAGCUACAAACAAUUCACAUGCAUCAAGACCGAAUUCUCCAAAGAAAGGCAAAAUUGGACCCAGGUCAAAAGCUCAGGAAAGUCUUAAUCUUCCAAGCAUCGAAAGUCUGUCUUCCGAUGAAAUGUCUAAACUUCUUAAUCAGUGUGGUAUGAGCAUAUCAGUUCCUACUUUUCCUCUUAAAAAAAGAGAAGAAACUCCAGAACCAAGCACAUCUAAAGGUCAUGGUCAUAGGAAACGGAAGAGAACUGCCAGAAAAUCAUGUGUUGAUAAUGAAUUAGUGAAGAAAUAUAAUUUGAAGGAAUCCAUUGUUAAGUUAGAAUGCUUGUCGAAAAGUGAGGUUUUAAUGCUUCGUAAUCCUCAUUCAAAGUUUGGGAAAAACACUUCUUGGCUGCAGCAGAAAUUUGACACAGACUCCGAAAGUGAGAUGGAAUGGGAAAUCCCUUCUCCAACAAAGUCAGAAGAUUUUGUUGAAGAUGAAAACAAUUAUGUAAAGCAGGUGAAAACAUCCAAGUCUGAAGACAAACAGAAUGUUGUCCAAACAUUUAAAUGUGAACGUGAUGAAGAAUUAUUAAAAAAGUUUGGCAUUUCUGAUGCAAAAGUUGUUGUUGAAAGUCAAUGUUUGCAGGGGCAGAGUUGUUUUGAAAACAAACCUACUGUCUAUGUUAACAAAAGUGAAAGUGAUUAUGAAUUGUCAAAGAAGUUUGGUAUACCUAAGCUUGUUGUAGUUGCUACUAAGGCUGACGAAGCUUCUGUUACUAUAGAUAUGAAGAGUGAUGAUUUUAAAGAUUUCUUUCAGAAGUCGAUUGAUGCUACUAAAAAGAUGAUAGCGAAACCAAAAACAGAGUUGUCAAGAAACAGUCUAGCAGAAAAUGAAGCUGAAACAAAUGCUACCAAAGAACUCAAUAAUGUUUCAAAAGAAAAAACUCAAACACGAGCUAUUAUUUCAGUGAAAAAGCCAAAACCCAAAUCACAAAGAAAAGAAAACAAGGCUGAAGGUCCCAAGCUAAUCAACAAGGUAUGCAAAACCCCAGCACUUAAAACAAGGGAAAGCACAGGUGAUCAUGUGUUUACAUCCACACCAAAAGUUGUAACAAAAUCAGUAAAACUGAAAAGCAUAGGUGAUCAUAUGUUUACAUCAACACCAAAGGUUGAAACAAAAUCAGUAAAACUGAUGCAAAGAACAAAGACAGUCCCUAUUGUUGCAGCCAACUCAACAGAAAAGCUAGAAAAAGAUCUUCAACGCGUUCGAAUAAGGCUUCCUAUGUUAUCUAAAGAAGAAAUUGAUAGAUACACAAAACAAAUAGCCUUUGGUGAUAAACCCAUUGAGGUGAUGGAGCAGAACAAAUCUGAUGAUAUUAAUGAUACAGUUGAAGAUGAAAUAGUUAAAGAGCAGGAGAAUGGAGAUUCUUAUCAGAAAAGAACAUUAACAAAUCAGGAAAACAAUCUCAGCAAAUUAGAAUCUGAAAAUUCUAGACACACAACCACAGAAUCUCAGGUAAAAUGUGUUGGGUUGAUUGAAAAAUCUUAUGACCGAAACUGUUACUCCAAAGAUUUUCUCAACACAGAUAAUAAACUCGAUGAAGUUGAUGGUUCAUUCAAAGAAGAUACUAUUAUUGAAACUGAAGACACUACUGGUGAAAACCUUGCAGCUUCAGUUGAGGAAAUAGGUACUGAUAAGAUGGAACUGGUAUAUGUCAAAGAUGUUGAAGCAUCAAAAAGUACUCAAAUGCAAGAUCGGAUUAUUGAAGACUCUGCUGAUGUUAAAAUGGAAGUUACUCGUGUUCAAGAUCAAUCUUUGGAAGAAAUUGCUGAAGGAUGUAAUGAUAAUUUGAAUGAUUCAGAGUGUCUAGUGAAGAAUGAAACAAUGUCCACAAAAACUUAUUCAGAGAAAGAAGACAGAUUAUCAUUGUUUAAUCAAAUGGUUAUUGAAAAUAAUGAAAGGGAUUCUGAAACCAAAGAAUCGAGUAUGAAUGAUGAAGAUGAUAUUUUAGAACUAGAUGUCAGUGCUGAUACUGUGUUAAAUGAUGCAAAUGUUGAAAAUGAUAAAGGAGAUUCUGAUAUUAAAUUCGGGACAGCAUUCGAGCUUAAUAUGGAAAAUGCAUGCAUGUAAGUGUCAAAUCAAUACAAAUCAAAACAAGGAUCGCAAAAUGACUUCAAAAUGCGUUAAUAUAUCUGUAUUGAUUUUAAGUAAAGUAAUAAACGAUUAUUCUGUUGAACGUAUGAACCGAACACAGGGAAUCCAAAUAUUAUGUGUUUUUGAAAGAUGCAAUUUGACUGAUGAUAUUAAUAAAAUUAAUGGCAUAAUGUUCUUUUUUUUUUUUUUAAUUUGAAAAUGGUAGAGAAAAUGGUGGCAUUAAUUGACAGUUAAACUGACAGAUUUUUGCGUUGUACUCGCUACUUAAUAAAAAAUGUUUUUGUGUUUUAAAGUACAUGUAGUUUUUAUUGAGAUCUGUUCAUAAUGAUGAUGUUAAUCACUGUUAUUCAAUUGUAAAAAGUUUGUUUUUGCACCUGUGAAAACAAUGAAAAUGUAUUUUAUAGAUAAUGAUUGUUAGUUUGGUACAUUUUGAUAAAAUAAGCACAUGCUAGUAAUAAUGAAUUAUUCUAUUGAUAAGAAUUUUUUUAAAUAUUUGUAAUGAUAAUACAACAUACUCACCUGAAUGAAGGCAUAUUAUAAUCACAUAGUACGUCCUUCUGUGUGUCAGUCUGUCCUGCUUGUAGUAUUAUUGAGAUGUGUUAUGGUCAUUUAAUGAUAGACAAUCAAUGAUUUUGAAGGGAAGUUCACUUCAGGAUUUUUGCCUUUUUGUUAAUGUUCUUGUGGGUAGCAUUAACUCCCUGAAUAUUGAAGGUAUUACAAUCAAAAUUUACAGAAGACAGAGGAAAUGCAGAGUACGAGAACCACUACACUCUAAUCAGUAAUCGGAUCAUAACUUGUGAAAUAUUGAAGCACUUCAAAUAAAACUUCAUGAAAUGGGGCUUAAAUGGGAGGUGGGUGUAUACAGACCAGAACUCUCUCUUAAGGUUAACAGAGUUAUGGUACUUACAUUUGCAUGUGUGGAAAACAACUCUCUUAGUGGUGAAGGUAAUGAAAUAAAACUUCCCACAUUCAAAGAGAGAAUUGAGAUAAAGUGCUAGUUCUAGAAGCACACCUAUUAUUAGUUUUCUCCAGAAAAAUUUGAGUAGCCAGUCAUAUUUUCAAAGUAGCCGGCAACUGAACAAUAGAACGGGUGUAUUUUCGCCAUUUUAAUUGAUAUUUUGUGGAAAAGCAGCCAGCAUCUAGAUUUAAUGUAACAGAUGAAAUCGCCGGCUGCUGGUGCUUGCGGAGAUCACUGCUCUUAUGCUCUUUGCUUAUAUUUAGUAUGGUUUGUUCCUUGUGUGGAGCAAAACUUCGCUGCAGGUUUUGAAGAUAUUCACAUGAAUCUUCAUAAAAUGAUAGAUGGCUGUAAGAGAGAUGGCAAGUACCAAGGUCAUUGGUCUCUCUUCAAUACUUAAUAUUUAAAGAUUUUUCAAUAAUUAAAUAAACAUGUCUGUUUUUACUUACUUUGAAGGUCAAUAUCACUCUAAAUGUCAAAUUUAUACUUCUAGGGUGGUUGCAUUCUCCAAUUUCUGCCACAACAAUUGUUUUUUUAUAUCGUUUUAAUUGUUUUGCAAUUCUAAACAAACGUUAAAAUCAUGCAGAAGCAUUACAAUUAAACGCAUUUUCUAUUUUCAUAUUCAUUAGCUACCUUUUUAUGAAAAUAAUGUAUGUAUAAUGAGUUGUGACAUCAUUUCAUUAUUAUGUACUAGUGCACUUGCCAAUAAAUUUUUGUUAGAGAAUAUGACAAAUAGUAUAUCAUAAAUAUGUUCAUACAUGUAUCAAAACUGUUGUGUUGUGCUUGAUUGUAUUUCUUAAAUAUGUACAUAUAUAUGUAUCAAAGUUGUUGUGUUGUGCUUUUAGUUGAACAUAAAAUUACUAUUAUUGUAUCAAUGCUUUUGUGUAGUUCUAUUUAGAGAUUUUUAUAUUUCAUAAGUUUACUUUCAUGUAAACAAACGUUUGUAUUGUUCUAUUUAGUAGCGCAUUAAAAUGUUUUCCUCCAAUGCAGGGUCCCGCAAUCUUGGGUCCGCCUUCACAAACCCACUCUGAGACUAAGAAUAACAACAGGCCUAAGGUAACCAACCACAUGUAUGUGUGACUUCGGAAAUAUGCUGUGAACCAAUUUUUAUAGGAUAUAUAAAAAUUAAUAGUAAUAGUCUCACACAAACAAUGUGAUUAUUUGAGACUGCACAUACCAAGUUAAGUAUAAUUUACCUUUUGGAUAACAUUACACAAUCCAUCUGCAACAUUUCUGUAUGCCCAGCCGGUGCACUUAUGUUCUUUCUGUCAUGGGUCGCACAAGUGUGUACUUUUGAUAAAUGUGUACAUAUAAGUGAUAACUUAGUUGCGUUUGUCCCUCGUGAAUAAAGUUAUAUGUUACA